This is a messenger RNA of Cotesia congregata, 255 nucleotides long. The record is from the annotation of a GenBank genome assembly. NCBI's taxonomy places the organism in Eukaryota, Metazoa, Arthropoda, Insecta, Hymenoptera, Braconidae.
AUGUUUGCAAAGCGAUUCAUCAGCAUCAUCAUUGUAUUCUGCCUGCUCUAUGAUCACGUGAGCUUGGUUUUUGCAUCCAAGUGGGAUAACAAUAUUACAAAACGAAGACUGAGUAAUAGUAUAGUGGAAGAAAGCAAAGACAUACUUAAUGAGAUCGAUGAAACCUCAAGAUCGAUAAUUGUUGUUCCGAUUGGGUCCAAAUGUCCACCAGGAUAUCAUCCCAAAGGCAAAGGAAAGUGCCAUAAGCUUUUGUAA